Lottia gigantea (owl limpet) is the source of this 3138-nucleotide messenger RNA. RefSeq lists its product as hypothetical. The transcript is spliced from 7 exons. Bases 1 to 3138 code for a protein of 1045 amino acids. The record is from RefSeq and is a predicted model, not a curated record. Gene Ontology annotation, cellular component: cytoplasm. Lineage: Eukaryota; Metazoa; Mollusca; Gastropoda; Lottiidae. Gene Ontology annotation, molecular function: ATP binding; protein serine/threonine kinase activity. Gene Ontology annotation, biological process: protein phosphorylation.
AUGAAAAACAUAAAACAUAAAGUGGUCAUCAAAGAAUUUCAUCAUCAUGGUGUAAGCUGGGAAGAUAUCGAACUAGAAGCUCAGAUAUUAUCAUACCUUAAAGGACAAGAUAUAACACCCAAUUUUCUUGGUGUUUUAACACCACGUAAAAAGUCUAGAAAUUACAGUCUAGUUCAAGAAUAUUACGGUCAUGGUAAUGUAGAAGAUAUUUAUCUGGAAUAUGAUUUGCCACCAGAUGCUUGGAUUAUUAUUUGUAAAAAUAUUUGUAAAAGUUUAUUCCAAAUUCAUUGUAAUCAUAUUCUAUUCAAUGAUUUAAAAUCAGAUAAUAUUUUAGUUGACUUAAAUACUUUGGACAUUCGAUUUAUUGAUUUUGGCAUGGCAACAUUCAGGAAAGGUAUGCGAUUUGAAGGCUGUUCGGGAAGUCUAGGAGAGUGUCUAUUCUAUGCACCGGAAGUGAGAGAAGGAUGUUUCUCUACACCUCAAUCAGAUAUUUAUAGUCUUGGUUUUUUAUUUAAACAAAUCAUAAAACGUGCUAAUGUAUAUCAAUUAUUUCCAUUAUAUAAUUCUUGUACAAAAAUUCAAGCGAUUGAUAGACCGACUCUACCAGAAAUAAUGGAUUAUUAUUUUGUAGCUAAUGAACUCAAAAAAAAAAAAAAAAGGAAAAAAGAACUGGAUUCUGAUAUCCGUUUAGAGCCAGCAACGUAUCAGCCAGCAAGACAAAUUCAAGAUGGUAACCAGCGUGUGUUGGAAUAUCUACUGGCUCUUAUUCACCAAGGUCUAAGACGUAGUAUCAUUUUAAGCAGAGAUUCGAUACCGAAUUUGCCAGAGGGGCAGAAAGAAUUGCAAAAUACAAUGAGAAGGGCAGAGGGGUCCCAUAUUUCCAUCGCCUCUGAUUUUUGGCAAAGAAUGAUGUUAAACUCGGAAAUUAUGGACGUCUACUAUCAGAGUAAGAUUCUAAACUCUCCCAAUGAAGAGAGGAUGAAGAAUUCUGAUGGAUUUCAACCAAGUUUAAUUCAACAAAAUCUUCAGUGCUUCAACAGCCUAAGAUUAAAGGCAUUAAAGGUAAUGCAAAGUAAUGCACUGACUCGAUCUACAGUCAGUGGUUAUAGUUCUGAUCUGUUGCAAAAUACACAUCAAUACAGGAUCAGCAGUAACACAGGCACGGGAGAUAUUCCUGGUAUUUCCAAAGUAGUGCCUAAAAAAAUCCGUUUUCUGAUUGUCUCCUACCAUUCAGAGCCAAUCUGCGAACAGCUCGACACUUCAACACAAAUGGUUGGUAGUGUAUCUGUAACACCAAAGACUCAAACUGUGCCAAGUGAGUUUACUGAAGCUGCCACACAAACACUAUCCAAUCAUUCUGAAGCUGCAACACAGACAAGCUACAACUGGUUACCAGUAGCUACUGAAGUGAGUGCCACUACAAUUUCGACUUCAAUUCAGACGUCGUCAUCAGAUGUAAGUGAUGCUUCGAGAUCUCCAGAUUCAGGCCUACACGCUGUUUCAGUCAAUGGAACAUCAAGCCAACAACAGUUUUCUGAAGAUAAAAUCAUGGUAAACUUCCAAAAGUUUAAAGAUGCUUUGGAUAGCAUGCAUGAAUCAUUGAAAGCAUCUAUUGAACAACUAAAACAAGAUGUUGAUAGAUUUGCCAACUCUAGGUCAAUAGAAUAUAUUCGAUCAUCAUCUGAUUUAUUUGAUCCAGUUAAUAUUAAAUACAACACUCCUCUAGAUACAGAGGAUUGGUAUUCUGCCAAGGAUGAUUUUUACAGCACGUCAACCAAUAACUACUCAUAUGACAAGUCAAAUGCUGAUACUCCAGAAUAUUUUUACUCCAUCACAGAUUCUUCUACUGACCUUUCAGCUACCAGUUCAUAUCAAACCCUUGAAUCAUAUAAUAGUGAUGAAUCAGAGUUUUAUUCCUUCAAAUCAUCUUAUGAAUCUAACAGGUCAUAUAAAAGUGAUAAGUCAGAAUAUAUUUCCUUCAAAUCACCCGAUAAGUCUUCCACUUCAUAUGCACACUACUAUUCGAUUGAUUCUGAUUACGAUUCCAGCUCAAAUCAACAUUUUUUAUCACCAACUGAUGCAAAUGAACACAGUAUUUCAUUACAGCAAAAUCAGGACAUCAUUUCAUCUCAUCAUACCAGCGUUGAUGUUCACUAUGCUAACUCCAGUAACAACGAUACUAGUUCGUGUGAACACGACACAAUUAACAAUGAAGACUAUAGUAGUUUUGAAAAAGAGUUUGAUAUUCGGAACUUAGUUACUAUAAACAGUUUUGGUCAUUUUUCCCUAGAUAAUUCUACUAUGUUAUCUAUGUUUGGAUUCGAUCCGCGGAAUUCUCCAUUUGUUCCUUGUGGAUACAUUGAUAUAGGUCACUUACCAGAAACUUUAAACAGUAUAGUACUUCAGGAUAUUAAAAGAAGCGACAUAAGAUAUGAAAUAAAUGAUGAUAAUUCAUAUAAUGAAAUAGGAAGAGGAAGUUUUGGAGUUGUAUAUCUUGCCAGUAUGAAAAACAUAAAAAAUAAAGUUGUCAUCAAAGAAUUUCAUCAUCAUGGUGUAAGCUGGGAAGAUAUCGAACGAGAAGCUCAGAUAUUAUCAUACCUUAAAGGACAAGAUAUAACACCCAAUUUUCUUGGUGUUUUAACACCACGUAAAAAGUCUAGAAAUUACAGUCUAGUUCAAGAAUAUUACGGUCAUGGUAAUGUAGAAGAUAUUUAUCUGGAAUAUGAUUUGCCACCAGAUGCUUGGAUUAUUAUUUGUAAAAAUAUUUGUAAAAGUUUAUUCCAAAUUCAUUGUAAUCAUAUUCUAUUCAAUGAUUUAAAAUCAGAUAAUAUUUUAGUUGACUUAAAUACUUUGGACAUUCGAUUUAUUGAUUUUGGCAUGGCAACAUUCAGGAAAGGUAUGCGAUUUGAAGGCUGUUCGGGAAGUCUAGGAGAGUGUCUAUUCUAUGCACCGGAAGUGAGAGAAGGAUGUUUCUCUACACCUCAAUCAGAUAUUUAUAGUCUUGGUUUUUUAUUUAAACAAAUUAUAAAACGUGCUAAUGUAUAUCAAUUAUUUCCAUUAUAUAAUUCUUGUACAAAAAUUCAAGCUAUUGAUAGACCGACUCUACCAGAAAUAAUAGAAAUACUUGAUACAUUAUAG